AAAUUUUUGACUCAUUCUCAGUAGUUUUCUCAUUGGACAUUGUUAACAAAUGUUAUGAUGGCUGUACUCAAAAUUUCAAUUUUAAUUUUCAUAUAUUCGAGCCUGAAGUUCCUUUAUUUAGUUCCUAAUGUGAUGGCUGGUGAUGCAGUAUGUCUAAAUUGCGAAAGUUUUCGAAAAUGUUCAGUUCCUGUCGGUUUUUUAUCGUACGCUGAUUUUGAAGAUGAACAUCGUGUAAUUGACAAAAGAGCAAGUGAUCCUGCUGACGAAGAAUUGGAUGAUUGUCUUAGCCCCAAAAAAAAAAUAUCUGGUAUUAUAAAAGGAGCUAUAUGCAGUGGUGGGACAGACGGUCUCUGUCGCCCGAUUAUUUCGAAAAGCAAUCUAGCGCAUGAUGAUACUAGUUGCCGUGGGUGCUGGGUAAAGUGCCCUUGCAAUGCUAAAUAUGAUAGAGCAGUAUGUUUAAAUUGCAAAGCUUUGAAAGACUGCAAAGUUCCCGCAGACUUUGUAGCGUUCGCUGAGAGUGCCGAUGAGUCUAAACUAGUUGACAAAGCAGCAAAUGAUCCUGCUGACGGAAAAAUGGAUGUUUGUCUUGGACCUAAGAAAAAAAUAUCUGGCACUUUAACAAAUGUUAUAUGCAGUGGUGGGACAGACGGUUACUGUCACGCGAUUGCAAUGGCAACAAAUAAUAUGCGUACUCUUAAUCUACAUUGCGCGAUGUGCCAGGAAAUGUGCCCUUGUAGUGGUAGACGCAAUGGAAGCAAUGGAAGCAAGGAAAGCAAGGGAAGUGUUCUACGAGAAGCCGCUAUAUUUGUACCAAUAUGUCUAGUGCAUUUUACAUACUGGUAUAACACCUUCUUAUAAUUAUUUAUCACUGAGUCUAGAGCUCUCAGUAAAUUGGGGUGCAUAGCUGAAAUGUAAAUAAAUGUAGUUCAAACGGUGCUUAAUCAAUUUUAAA
Messenger RNA from Drosophila mojavensis, 952 nucleotides. RefSeq lists its product as uncharacterized. Lineage: Eukaryota; Metazoa; Arthropoda; Insecta; Diptera; Drosophilidae. The coding region runs from base 55 to 858 and encodes 267 amino acids. The record is from RefSeq and is a predicted model, not a curated record. The transcript has 5 exons.